CGCUGCAGCGCCUGCGCACUGCAGCCCCGAGACCAUGGCAAUACUCCUGUAGCUGACAGAAAGCAGAAGCCGCCCGUUGUCUGCUUACCGUUCGUGUACCCUUCAGUUCAGUCACGCACUUCCUCAACUUUGCUCGCUGCCCUCUCUGGACAGAGACCUCGGAUGGUCAAGCUCUGCUGCUCUUUGUUUCCUUCUCUCUCGCUUCCCGCACCGCUCCUGAUGUCGAGGCCUGGCGGCGGCGGCUCUCCCCUUACUUCGGGCUCCAGUACUCAGCUCUGAAGAAGAGUGGCCGGCAGCAGCUGAAAGUGGAUCCUUUACGUCUUGUUGCAGCAGCGUCGAGUCAGGUUUGAUAGAUGGGGAGGCUUUCACAAAAUCAUCUAUGUUGUUCCAGCAAUACUUGAGUAGGCCUAGAAAAGAAGGCAACAAGCUUACGUCUUUGUUUACAAUGCACUUAUGACAGCAACCAUGGAGCUUCAGAAAGGAAAAAAAAUUGGUAUUUGGCAUGAUGCAGCGGAAAAUGUAUAAACUAAGGUAAUGAUGGUAGCGACCUAAAAGUUUUGCACCUUUCUAAAGUAAAAAGAUGACCGAGGUACAAGCAACAGUGGAAUUUUCAGUGGAGUUACACAAAUUUUACAAUGUGGACCUAUUCCAGAGGGGAUUUUACCAGAUUCGUGCAACGAUGAAGCUGCCUCCCAGAAUUCCGCACAAGAUGGAGGCCAGUUUGCUGAAUCCAACAGGUUCUGAACUUGCCUUUCCUCCUGCUGCCUAUGAUUGUUCAGUCUGCAGUAAAACCUUUCAAAUUCUUUACAAAAAUGAAGAGAUCAUGGUGAAUGAUGUGCUACUCCUCAAAGUUAAAAUGUUACUUGAUGAAAAAAAGAUUGAAGAAUCCCUGAAUGAGAUGGAUUUCCAGUUGUCUUUAGAUCUCAACUUCACUGACAAAGACUUUGCAUCUGAUGACCCAAAUUCUCUACAACUGAUUAGUAGUCGGACAUUGAAGCUGCACUUCAGUUUACAUCAAGGACUUCAUCAUCAUGUCAAUGUUAUGUUUGAUUACUUCCACCUCUCUGUUGUAUCAAUCACUAUUCAUGCUUCCUUGGUUGCUCUUCACCAGCCUCUGAUAAGCUUUCCUCGUCCUGUGAAGAACACUUGGUUAAACAGGAAUUCCCCAGUCCAAAGCAAGGAUUAUAGCAUUCCUUCCCUCGAGAGUGUGGUUUUUGGCAGUAACUAUACAAAACAGCUGUCGCCUGAUGGCAGCAAUUUUGUGGUGCCAGAAAGCUGCAUGCAACAUGCAUACAAUUUCCAUUAUAAUAUCUGUUCAAGCUUGCUUAGGGCUUACAAGGGCCUUUUCAACUACUUUACCAUGGUUACAAAAGAACUACCGACAUCUCGCAGGAUGGAGUUGGCCGUGACCAACAUGCAGGUCCUUUAUGAGCGUCUUCUCAGAAGAAAAUAUCCAAGAACGCAGAGGGACACUUUAAUAGAGGAGAUUGAUGUUGAUGCCAGACUUGAAGAACUUUGUGAACAGAUAAAGCUGAAAGUGGAAAAUCCUGAUGAUCUUCCAGAAUUGGUGAACAUGGACCUUGCGCAGCUUUGUUCAUUGCUAAUGGCUCUAUGGGCACAGUUUAUAGAGAUUGUGUCACUACAGGGAGAAGUCUCAGCUUUAUUAGCAAAGGAACAUCAUGUACUUCGUGUAAGAAGAUUUUCAGAAGCUUUUUUCUGCAUUGAACAUCCUAGACAAGCAGCGCUGGCAUAUCAGGAGUUGCAUGCACAAAGUCACGCACAGAUGGCUGCAGCUGUAAAGAAUUCUACCUAUUUCAGUUCUCUUCCUUCUCUUCCUGUGGAAUGUGUGGAAUUAGAUGGAGACUUCAGCUCACUGCCCAUUAUCUUUGAGGAUCGAUAUCUGGAUUCUGUUCCAGAAGACUUGGAUGUUCCCUGGAGUGGGGUUCAGAAUGUAAGAAGAUCAUCCUUUUCUGCCAAAUUUGAAAAAUCUGACUCAAAAGAAUCUAACACUUCAAACUUCUCUAGUCCUGAUUUUAAAGCAAAGCCAGCAAGCAUCCACAGUGUGAAACAUAAUGAAAAUGAAAAGCCACAGAUGAAGCAGCACAAGGUGAAAGCUGAAGAGCACAGCAAACCAAAAGUAAAAGCAACAAAACUUAAGAAGACAAUUAAGUCUGAAAGUAACAAAAAAUUGAUGAAGCAAAACUCUAAGGACUCUGUCAUACUGGUUGGUUACAAAUGCUUGAAGAAUUCAAACUUGGGAGAGAUCAGUAAAUCUGAGGGUGGGCUUCCAAUCUGUCCAAAAGGUGGGCAGGUUCCCACAACCACAAGAGAUGGUAAUGAGGCAAUGGCUGAUUCUAAGCUACUGUGUCAACAUAAAGAGCUAAUACCUCUUCUGUCAAGUAUGGAAGAAAAUGUAGAGACUCCAAAAGCUAAAAGUCUCAAUAAAUAUGGUGAUAGCAUUAAUUGUCAUAAAAUGGAACCUGGCACAUUUGCAUCAUCAAGCUUGUUCCAGGCAGGUCCUGGGAAUCCAACUGAGUGUUCAGACUCUACUAAAUUUGAUAGAUUGAGUAGUCGACAAAUGACAUCAAACUCAGGUAUAUCAAAUAUCAAACAUAUUGAAGUCAAACCAAGAAGUAAAUGUACUUAUGAAGGGGAGAAAGUAACAGUCAUUAUGGCAUCCAAAUUUCCUGUUAAAGAUGACCAAGGGCCUUAUCAAUCUGCUGAGCCACAACAUCUGGAUUCUAAAAACAAUUAUUUGCAAUUGGAAGAAAAUGUACUACACUCUCCUGCGUCCGAUAGUACACAGUCGAAUGUAUGUACAAAGGGGUUUAAUUUGGUUACAAGUGGAGAUGCUGUUAAAUUGCCGGACGUUUAUGUCACCUGCUCAUCGUCCAGAGUUUCAGAUUCUGGUAUCGAAAGUGAGCCCAGUUCUUUUGCUGUCCACUUGGAUCCAGACUUAGCUACUGAGCCAGUAUUGGAGAAGACUUCUGUUCUCAGUGAAAAGCCUUUCAUGCAGCUACUACUAAAACCAGAAUUAAGUUCAAAGAAUAUGGUGGAAGGCAGAUGUACAGAGAGUACAAGUGCUGUAAGUGAAAUACAGUCAUCUUUAACUUCUAUAAACUCUCUGCCUUCAGAUGAUGAUCAUGAACAGCAAGUUGAUGAAAGCUUAAAAGUUGCAACCAAUCUUGUGCAACAAAUUAGCGAUGAACAGCCCAAGAUAGAAUCAACUGCCGUACCAGAUGAGCUAAAAUUUGAAAAUAAAACAUCCAGUAUUGUAGUGCAAGAAGAAAGUGUUGUGUUCGUUGAUGGUUCAGGGACUCUAUAUCAAACUCAUCAUUCUUCUAAAUUUCCUGAGCAAAUGUUUGAUAACUGCAUUGUCAGUCAAGAAGGUAGCAGCAAUCCACAGCAAAAUAUUGCUUGCUUUAAUGAUUUUAGAGAACUUCAAGAUUCUUAUGAGGAUUUCAGUUUAGAAAAAGCAUCCACCGAACAUAUAAUUAAACUGAAUUCUGAAGUGAUUUACCUUGAUGAGCCAAGAUGUGGAACAUCGGAUGAGGCACAGAUUAGCCAAAGUGUAGUUGCAGAAUUGCAUCCAGAACAACAUUUAAAUAUAAUUCACAUGUUUGAAAUUCCAGCAUUGGAGGAAACAGAUGAUAGAAUGCACCCAAAUCUUUCAGCUACCAGCAGCACUGACAUUGUGAAACAAGGAUUAGUGGAGAAUUAUUUUGGAUCUAGAAGCAGCACAGACCUUUCUGAUACUAGUCCUGUUGGUGGUGGCAGCUGUCCCUCAAGCCCUCAAAAGGCAACUAUUGGCCUUGUCACUCUUAUACAAGCAGAGGAGGAUGAAGAACAAGAAAUGAUAGAAAAUGGUUAUUAUGAAGCUGAUGAUGAUGCUGUGUCUGAUAGAAAUGAUGCAGUCAAACCUGAACUAAUUAAUGCCCAUCACACUACAGAACGUGCAGGUGUGCAAGGUGCAUGUACUCCUACCUGUUUAUCCUUUUCAUCAGUUGUCAAAGAUUCCCCAUCUAUUAGUGGACUGUCUUCACAAACCAAACGUGAUGCAAUUACAAAGCAACCUAGCAGUGCAUUCUUCAGCUCUAACCUGUCAGGUUUCUGGUAUAAUGAUGCUGGGAUAAAAGGACAGAUGAAGACUUUUCUCCAGGCAAAAGAAGAUCUGAAGUUACUAAAGUUUCCUGGCUUUAUGUACAGUGAUCUUCCUGAUUUGGCUUCCAAAAAUCCAUACUUCAGCUUGGAGGAGGAUGUGAAUGUAGAUGAUGGUGUUCAUCUCAUAGUAUGCGUACAUGGAUUAGAUGGAAACAGUGCAGAUCUCCGUUUGGUAAAAACCUACAUUGAACUUGGUUUACCAGGAACCCAAAUAGAGUUCCUUAUGUCAGAGAGGAAUCAGAAUGACACAUUUGCAGACUUUGAAUCCAUGACAGAUCGACUUUUGGAUGAGAUAAUACAGUACAUUCAAAUUUACAACCUUACAGUUUCCAAAAUCAGUUUCAUAGGGCACUCUUUAGGUAACUUGAUUAUUCGAUCUGUUCUCACAAGACAAAGAUUUAAAUUUUACUUGAACAAGCUGCACACUUUCCUUUCAUUGUCUGGGCCUCACCUGGGGACAUUAUACAACAGUAGUACACUCGUUAAUACAGGGCUCUGGUUUAUGCAGAAGUGGAAGAAGUCUGGAUCCCUGCUUCAAUUAACGUGUCGAGAUCAUUCUGAUCCUCGCCAAACGUUUCUGUACAAACUUAGCAAAAAAGCAGGUCUCCAUUACUUCAAAAAUGUGGUAUUAAUUGGUUCACUACAAGAUCGUUAUGUUCCCUACCAUUCUGCUCGAGUUGAAAUAUGUAAAACCGCUUUAAAAGAUAAACAAUCAGGACCAGUAUAUGCUGAGAUGGUCCAAAAUCUUCUAACACCGGUGCUUGAAAAUAAGGAAUGUAAUUUGGUUCGAUAUGACAUUAUCCAUGCAUUGCCCAACACUGCUAAUUCGUUAAUAGGACGAGCAGCUCAUAUUGCAGUUCUCGAUUCUGAAAUAUUUUUGGAGAAGUUUUUUCUGGUUGCGGGCCUUAAAUAUUUUCAGUGAGAAUGGGUGCCAUUGACUCUUACCUCUUUAUUCAAGGAAAUACAUUUGAUCACAGAACACUGUCUGCUGAAAGAAA
Molecule: messenger RNA, 5159 nt
Organism: Chiloscyllium plagiosum (whitespotted bambooshark)
Lineage: Eukaryota; Metazoa; Chordata; Chondrichthyes; Orectolobiformes; Hemiscylliidae
Source: RefSeq, a predicted model, not a curated record